UUUCUUCCUUAAACUCUACAUUUUCCUUCUUCAUUCUCAAACAAACAAAGAAGAGAUUUCUCCUUCUUUGUUUCUUUUUCUUUUUAGCAUUAAUUCUUCUUUUUAUCUCUUGGUCAUGGCUUGUGCAUCUCAGUCCAUGAUAUGUGCUAGCAGCUAUGCAUUCUCUUCUCAUACUUGUUUUGGGAGGCCUAGAACCAUCAAGUCCAGGCCUUUCUCAGUCUUUGCUUCUUCAGAUGAAUCUGAUUGCAAUGUUGAAGAGUGUGCUCCUGAUAAAGAGGUUGGAAAGGUUAGCAUGGAAUGGUUGGCUGGAGAAAAGACUAAGGUAGUCGGAACUUUUCCGCCUCGGAAAAGGGGAUGGACUGGUUAUAUCGAGAAAGAUACUGCCGGACAAACAAACAUAUACUCUGUCGAGCCAGCAGUUUAUAUUGCCGAGACUGCGAUCAGUUCAGGUGCAGCAGGCACAUCGUCAGAAGGAGCGAAGAACACUGUGGCCAUUGCUGCCGGAUUGGCCCUCGUCUCUAUUGCUGCAGCAUCAACAAUUCUAGUCCAAUUGGGUAAGAAUACUCCAAUUCAAACUUCAGAUUACUCUGGCCCUCCUUUGAGCUACUACAUCAACAAGUUCCAGCCGAGCAACACCGUAGAAGCCUCGGUCCCUUCCGAGCCUCAAUCUGUUACAGUUGAAGCUUCAGUUCCUUCUGAGUCUCAAUCUUCUUCAACCAUUCCAUCAUCUUCAGAAUUAAAAUUAGACAGGAAUGAAGCAUCAGUCCCCGAAGUUGAAGUGAAGUUGAAUGAGUUUGUUGAAACUGAUCAAAGUUUAAGCAGCGUUUCUUGAGUAUGCAAUGACUUUUGUUUGCCAUUUUGUAAUUCAUAACACUCUGUGAUGCCAAUUGACAUUUGGCUACAAGUAUAGUUUUGAGAGGCUAAAAUGCAAACAUAAUUCAAUCCACAUUAUAUACAUGUUCUUAUUUUAAGAGAGACCAUAUUUCUCCUA
Molecule: messenger RNA, 991 nt
Organism: Dioscorea cayenensis subsp. rotundata (Guinea yam)
Lineage: Eukaryota; Viridiplantae; Streptophyta; Magnoliopsida; Dioscoreales; Dioscoreaceae
Product: protein MAINTENANCE OF PSII UNDER HIGH LIGHT 1
Exons: 3
Coding region: 116-832 (238 amino acids)
Biological process (GO): regulation of protein complex stability
Cellular component (GO): chloroplast thylakoid membrane
Source: RefSeq, a predicted model, not a curated record